AUGAACGCAAUCAACAUACAGAAAAGUACCCCCAACUGGUCCUAUGUUCUCUUCCGUAUCUAUUCUGCUGAUAUUGGAGAGGAAUAUUACAAAUUUUGUAGUGGAAUGUGUCUAAGCCUACUCAUGCUUCUAGGUAUCUACGCCAGCUGCAUAGGAGAUAAUCCCUCGUGCUACAUCACCGAAUUCAUAAAUAUUAGGAGGUCCAUUUUUUGGUCUCAAAUUACGUUGCCUGAGCACUCCUCGAAAAAUUCUCCUCAGUUGAAAUCCAGAAUCCUUGUGAGUAAAUAUAUAACUAUAUGA
This is a messenger RNA of Plasmodium inui San Antonio 1, 300 nucleotides long. RefSeq lists its product as hypothetical. The transcript has a single exon. NCBI's taxonomy places the organism in Eukaryota, Apicomplexa, Aconoidasida, Haemosporida, Plasmodiidae. Bases 1 to 300 code for a protein of 99 amino acids. The record is from RefSeq and is a predicted model, not a curated record.